AUGGAGGCUUUCCCAGUUGUUGACUUGAGCCAAAUUAAUGGUGAAAAGAGAGAAGCUACCAUGGAGAAGAUAAAUGAUGCUUGUGAGAAUUGGGGUUUCUUUGAGUUGGUGAACCAUGGGAUAUCUCAUGAGCUGAUGGAUACUGUGGAGAAGCUGACAAAGGAGCACUACAAAAAGUGCAUGGAGCAAAGGUUUAAGGAAAUGGUCGCAAGCAAAGGCCUUGAAGCUGUCCAGUCUGAAAUCCAUGACUUGGACUGGGAAAGCACCUUCUUCUUGCGCCACCUUCCUGUCUCUAACAUAUCCCAAAUCCCUGACCUUGAUGAAGAUUACAGGAAGGUCAUGAAAGAAUUUGCAGUGGAAUUAGAGAAACUAGCUGAGCAACUUCUGGACUUGCUGUGUGAGAAUCUUGGGUUGGAGAAGGGUUAUCUGAAGAAGGCUUUCUAUGGAUCAAAGGGACCAAACUUUGGGACAAAGGUCAGCAACUACCCUCCUUGCCCCAAACCAGACCUGAUCAAGGGCCUCCGGGCCCACACCGAUGCAGGUGGCAUCAUCCUACUCUUCCAAGAUGACAAGGUCAGCGGCCUCCAGCUCCUCAAGGAUGGUCAAUGGAUUGACGUUCCUCCAAUGCACCACUCCAUUGUCAUCAACUUGGGUGACCAACUUGAGGUGAUCACUAAUGGGAAAUACAAGAGUGUGAUGCACCGUGUGAUAGCGCAGCCGGAUGGUACCAGAAUGUCCAUAGCCUCAUUCUACAACCCAGGUGAUGAUGCUUUUAUCUGCCCAGCACCAGCAUUGCUGGAAAAAGAAACUGAGAAAAUCUCAGCCUACCCCAAAUUUGUGUUUGAUGAUUACAUGAAGCUCUAUUCUGGCCUCAAAUUCCAAGCCAAGGAACCAAGAUUUGAAGCCAUGAAGGCCAUGGAAUCCACCGUUAAUUUGGACCCUGUUGCAACUGUCUGA
Messenger RNA from Prunus armeniaca (apricot), 957 nucleotides. The record is from the annotation of a GenBank genome assembly. NCBI's taxonomy places the organism in Eukaryota, Viridiplantae, Streptophyta, Magnoliopsida, Rosales, Rosaceae.